AGAAUAAUUAUAAACAAUGGCCAAGUCAAAGAAUCAUACCAAUCAUAAUCAGAACCAAAAGGCUCAUAAAAAUGGAAUUAAACGUCCAGCUCGUAAUCGCCACGAGUCAUCAAUUGGUAUGGAUGCUAAAUUCGUUCGUAACCUUCGUUUCUCAAAGAAAGGCAACGUAACACGUGAUGAAGCAGACAAACGUGCCAAAGAGAACAAGGACAAAAAACGUCAAUCUAUCAAGUUGUAAGCUGCUUCGUUGAUUCCAGCAAAAAAUGAAAUAAAAGAUACAAAAAGUUUCUUGCAAAAACAAACAUAAA
Molecule: messenger RNA, 308 nt
Organism: Clunio marinus
Lineage: Eukaryota; Metazoa; Arthropoda; Insecta; Diptera; Chironomidae
Source: the annotation of a GenBank genome assembly